Messenger RNA from Acanthopagrus latus (yellowfin seabream), 4722 nucleotides. Its product is annotated as zinc finger protein sens. Gene Ontology annotation, biological process: negative regulation of transcription by RNA polymerase II; regulation of cytokine production; regulation of immune system process. The transcript has 9 exons. Gene Ontology annotation, cellular component: nucleus. The record is from RefSeq and is a predicted model, not a curated record. NCBI's taxonomy places the organism in Eukaryota, Metazoa, Chordata, Actinopteri, Spariformes, Sparidae. Bases 212 to 2293 code for a protein of 693 amino acids.
GACGCCAUGUGUUUGCGGUCGGAGCUUGUGAGUGUGGGAGAAGCUACUUAAAUUAGCCAUCUUUUGCCUGCUCAACAUUUUCACGAGUAGUUUUUCCACUAUUGCUGUAAUGAUUUGACCGAAGCUCAAACACACCCCAGUCCCUCAAGAGGAGUUAACGCGGAAAAUUGAACGCGACGGAGCCGCCAGAGAGCUACCGACUUUAGCAACAAUGUCCAGCCGUCUGGCCUUUCAGACGCAGCUAGCCUCCAUUAUGGAGGUUCUGGCUAAUGCAGCAGUGGCAGAGAUUUGUAAACUGGUGGACGACGACUAUGCGGUGGUGAAUUUACAGAUGUCGCAGUGCCAGAGAGAGAACAAAGCCCUGAAAAGGAAACUGCAUCUGCUGGAGCUGAAGAUGGCCCGAGGAAACGCCGAGAGGAGGCUCCGUGACAGCGCCAUGAACAGCAGUCGACUGAGGGUGCAGAUAAACACAAGUGACAGGCUGCGAGGGUCCUUACCGUCCACCGAUGCUGUGUUUGAGCGACAGAUGGAUGUUCCUCUUUGGUCUGGCAGAGCUGCUGCUGGGGACACAGCUAGCAAGCUGAUCCAUGCUGAAAGCAUCCAGAGUAAUUCUCCAGAUGUGGAGCUGGUGGAGCCAGAGGCAGUACUGGUAAAGGAGGAGAAGGUGGAGGCAAACAUGUCACGGGGUGAAGGAACGGAGGAAAACGUGCCGCUUAUUGGAGAUGAUGUCCUGGUGGUGAAUGAAGAGCUCCUCUGUAACUAUGGCGGUGACCCUAACAUUCUGCUUGAUAUGCAUCAGCUGUCGUCAGUCCGACCUUAUGACAAUUUGUUAUACAUUUCUGGAGUAAUGGAGUGUGUGCCUCGUGGAGCUGCAGGACAAAGAGCCAGUAUUGAACAGCAGGACACCCAGUCCACUUCCUGCCAGUCGCAGUCCCAGAGCCAGAGCGGCAGGAUGAGGCGAAACGGCGGCAGCAGCAGAGGAGUGGAGAAGGAGGAGGAGCCAGAUGUGGUGCUGGUGAAGGUGGAGGAGGUGGAGCCAGUGACGGGGAGCCAGACAGGCCUCAGCAUACAGGAGGGGUUGGUGGAGUCGAGCACCGAUGACUACAGAGCAGGCAUGCCAUUUGAUGAAACCACACAUGUUUCCACAAAUCUGCCAUCUGACAUGCAGGAGUCUGGGCGGGGCUUCUCAGAGUCUGCAGCAGCUCAGUCACAAGACCCAAGCAGUAUAGUGGCAGUCCAGCUGAGGGUUCCAGACACCAACACACCAGCUAGCCCCAACACACAACAGCAGAGAUCCAAUAACAACAAUCCUCUGAGCUCUGAAUACACACUGUUUGAACUGGAGACAUUCUUCACCCGGUGGGCCCCUGAUGGUGACUCCGUAUCGACCGCUGGUGGCCCUUCAUGUUCUUUCACUGUGGAUGACUCCUCAGAGUGUGACCAGGAUGGAGUUAUUAUUGUGGAGAGUGAACUACAACCUCAGCAUGUGCUUCAGCCUCCUCAAGGCUCAGUUUCCUCAGCAGUGAGGAUGACUGGAGGGCAGAGUAUCUCCUCUGAAUCUGACCAUUCCAGAGUUCACACCCAGCCAUCGGUGUCACAAGCUCUGUCAGCAGGGACUGUGUCCAUACCUCUGAGGAUGCAGACUCCAUCUUCCCAGCCUUUAUGGAGCAGAACAUCAGCCAUGAUAAGAAGUGCCAAGGCUCAGCUGCUGCAGCAGCAUCGCAACACCAGCAGGAUGUCACAGCAACAACAGACCACACUGUCCUCCAGCACAGCUGCUGUCAGUAAUGCUGGCAGUGCUGAUAAAACAAGUAUCUCUGGUAUCAGCUCAAGCAGUAGGACUACGAACUCCACAUUUGCUCCACAGUCACCUUUACCUAUCAGGGGCACCACAGCAGUAUUGACCAGCCUCGAAGUGUCCAUAGCGGCACAGCAUCAAGCCAGCCUCUUGGCUCACCACAGUCAAAGCCAGGGUGCCAGCAUUGUUCCUGGUGAACGUCGCAGGAAGAGCUAUGUAUGCCGAUCCUGUGGCAAGGCAUUCUCCGGCCUUUCCAAUUUGGAGGCUCACGAGAGAGUCCACACAGGAGAGAAACCCUUUCGCUGUGACACCUGCGGGAAACGCUUCUCAGAGGCCGGAAACCUGAAGAAGCACCAGAGAGUUCACACAGGGGAGAAACCCUUCAGCUGUGACCAGUGUGGUAAGCGGUUCGCUUGGAUCUGCAACCUGAGGACACACCAGCAGUCUGCCACUGGCUGUGGCCCACAGGCCAGGGGAGGGUUAGGUCUAGGUUGAUCACAGUGUAGAUAGUAUGGAUAGACAGGACUGUUAUAGUUAAUACUAUUUAAUUCACACACACAGAGGUACAUUGUCAUUUCUUUAUUAUUAAAGAUAUAUAGUGCAUUAAAAUGUCUAGUAAUGGUGAGACUUAUAUAUUUUGUUCACUUUUGUUCUUACAUUAUCCCAAAUGUUUCCAACAUUGGUCAAACUCAGAGAGUUACACAAGUUUACUUAUGGUAACGGUGCACUUCAUUUGACACCUGACGCCUGACACUCUGACAUCCUGUAGAGUCAGAGAGUGAGGAUGAAGUCAGAGAAUGAGACCAAAUCUAACAUUAAUAAAACUGGAAAACAUUACCUUGUCCAUUAACAUGUGUGCCUGAGUCACAUAGCUUUUCAUCAGCAAAUGGUGGUAUGAUGUAUUCUUUACUAUUGUAUCAAACACUGCGUUGCUCUCUCUCCAUUCUCCCCUCUCCUGUAUGUAACGUUAUGUUCAUGAGAUGAAGUCAAUUUCCCCUCCAGUUCCAGUCCGCAGUCAACAUUACAGAACAUCAACACCAGAAAAUGGAGGUUACCUCCACAGAUGACUGCUGCAGUCAGGUUGAUAAACAGGACUAAAGAUAAAUUCACUUUUUAAUCCCAAAAGUAAUUUCUGAGUGCUCCUCCCAUUGGAUCAGAGCAAAAUCUGAUGUGAUUAUUGGUGUUUAUUCUUCCAGAUGGCCAUUCUCUGCAGUCGACUCUGAGGCUCUGAGCAGCUUAGCAGUAGCACUCCUUACACAACCCUUGGCAAAUAUAUUCUGUUUUGUUUUGGAUUGAGAGACCUUAGUUUUGAAUGAGAAAGACUUGGUUUAUUAAAUAGUGUUACAACAAUACAAAGUGUGACACUAAUGGAAAACUGUUUAGCUACAGAUCUGCAGUUACAGGACCAAACCUUUUUUAUGCUUUAGCUCACGCUAUAAUUCACGUGUACUCUAUAUUACUAGUGACCAUUUACCAAGGUAGGUCACAGUUUGUUAGAGAGUUUUGAAAGUGUUCUUCCAGGCAGUCACCUGUUUCAUCCAGUUUGUGGGAUUUAGUGACAUCUGGUGGUGGUGUUGCAGAUUUCAACCAUCUGAGUACCCCUCUGUCUGACCCUGCUCUUCCAAGAGAGUAGAAAACUUAAAAAUUGUGACAGACCCUCUCAAGACUCAGUGUUUGAUUUGUCUGUUCUGAGCUACUGGAAUCAUGAUGUUGCGACAUUACAGACUGAGGAAGGAUCCUCAACCUCUGUCCAUAAAAUGGUUUGUUGUCACAGAAACACUAACACUCGCUAAUCUUAGUUUAAGUUGAUUAUACACCAAUGUUUCUGCUAGUAGGUCUCCCUAAAUCCCACAGUCUGAACCUUUCAUGUUAAUUUGCUAAAUGUUAAUGAAAGCACAUCAGAAAUUCCAGUAGCCUAUGGUGUACUUUGGAAAAUUGUUGCUAGUAAUGUCAUUUAUACUUGACUUGUACUAAAAGUGAACUUUUUUUUUUCUGGUCUUUCUCUUACUUGUUCUCAGUUGUAGACAAAAACACCCUGGUGUUAUGCCACCACCAGUUCACCUCCCAACUGGAAACAGACAUUUCUUUAGUAGAAUUUGAUCUGAUAGCAUUUGGUUCAACAACAGACAAUAUGACUGGUCAAAAAGUUUGUGCAGAGGAUUAGAUGAAAAGAACAAAUAUUUCACAUGUAUUUUUUGACACUGUGAGAAUGCAAAUUGUUAAUGGUGCCAGCCCAAGCCGAAAUCUUGUCAUUAUAAUGACUCUGAAAGAUGUCAUGCUGAUGUGUUUUCAUUAAUGUAAUUUAUUGAUAAGCAAAAAUACGGAGACGUUAGUAUAAUUAUAAUUAUAACUAUGGUCACAAUGUGUCUGACAGUCCUGUACUUUUGUCCUUAUUUUUUGCUGUCUUCUUAUGUCCCACCAUACGAUGAGCCCUUUUCAGCAGCAAAGUCUGGGAACCAGUCAUUGACAUGUUUUUUUUUACUGUGGACACUAAAUAUAUUUUGUUCAAUGUACAAAGUUGUAAUGUUGAGAUGGUCUUCUAUCAUUAAUAGUCACAGAAAUUAAGUAAAAACUCCAUCCAUCAAAGUCCCAGCAUGUGUGUUGAGUUGAGCACCAUUAGUUGAGAGACCAAUAAUUCUUCAGCACUCCAGACUUACCACUACAUGUAAUGGUUUUGGUUUAAACAUCAGAAUAAAUGAGCCACAGUAAAAGGGAGGGUGUUUGUAGCUUAAUGCCAUGGGCUAGCAGCAUUGUCUGUGUAGUUAGUUUUCCUCUACAACUGAAGUGGCUUGUUUCUCAGUCACAAAAUGAUCUCAUGAUUGUUCACAGAUUUGCGCAUGGAUUGUGUGGAUCUGAAGCCAGCCUAUGUUUUACUUGUAUCAAUUACAAUUGGUCAAUUAAAAGCACAGAGAAAAAAAAGAACA